AUUCUUUGGAUGAAAUGCGUCAUCCAAAGGAAAGAUUAAGGAUUUCCAAUCCUGCUAGUGUCCUCAUUGUUGGCAUCCUUUACUGUCUUACGAUUCUUGCUUUAAUAAUAACGGUGCCUGAGGAUUUCAAGGAUUAUUACGAUGAUCCUGUAACUAUGAGUGCAAAAUUAGGAAAAGUAAUUAAUUCGGAAGUUGGAAUAUCAAUCUUAAUUGCAAUUUCUUGUUUCGGUGCAGUAGGUUCUGGUAUAUGGGGUAAUUCAAGGCUCAUAGCUUCUGUGGCCAAAGCUAGAUUUAUCCCAGCAUUCUCUCCAGUUUUAGAAAAAUUUGACGAAAAAUGGUUUACUCCAUUCAAUGCUUUAAUUUUUCAAUGGUGCUAUUUAACCGUUAUAAUUAUAAUUUGCCUUCCAUUGGGUAAACCCUACGAUGUACUUGUUUUACGUAAAACUGAACCAGAACGACCUCGUCCAUUCAGAAUCGAUAUAACUUGGGUUUACUUUUUUAUACUUUUUUCACUAGCCAUCUUUGUUGGAACAUUCUUUCCCAGACCCGAAACCAAAAAUUAUAUUGAAACUCGAUCACAAAGAAGUCGUAGUCGAUUUCAUUAUUCUGGUCAUGGGAGAAAGUACGACCCUGAUACCAUAUUGGCAAUACUUAAUGAAUUAAUUAAAAUAAAUGAAGAAGCUAUAAGUUCAAGAUUAGGACAUGAAAUUAGUUCAGGAUUUUGUUACUGUGCAGUAUGUGCUAGAAAAUAUAUCCGGGAUACGGGAUACUCCGUUUAA
Diversispora eburnea is the source of this 779-nucleotide messenger RNA. Lineage: Eukaryota; Fungi; Glomeromycota; Glomeromycetes; Diversisporales; Diversisporaceae. The record is from the annotation of a GenBank genome assembly.